AUGGAUGUUGCUUCUAAUGAAACGAUGUCUUGCUCAUUGUUUCCCUUAUUCACGACUCAGUAUCUUUGCUCGUUUCUAGAACUGAUUGGAAUUAAGAGGAGGGUUCCUCUAGCUGAAAGCAAGAAUUCUAAUAAAAUCAAGGACAAUGUAGAUGAUGAUGAUGACGACGAUGAUAGUUAUGAUGAGACUGACAGAGAUGGUAACUUUAAGAUUUAUGGAGAACAUACAACUAGUGAAGAAGAAGGAGCUUUUAAUAACGGUGAAAGUGCCAAUGAUGAUAAUGAUGAUGAUAGUGAUGAUGCUAUUUAUGAUAUGAUUUGUGGAGAACAAAGCAAUAGUAUUGAAGAUGAUGACGACGAUGAUUUCGAUGAUGAUAGUGAUGGCCGAUGUGAUGCAAAUGGUAAAAUUUAUGGGGAACCAGUAAAUAGUGAUGAUGAUGAGGAAGAAAAAGGUCAAGCACUAUCGAAACAGAAAAAAUAA
Molecule: messenger RNA, 480 nt
Organism: Lycium barbarum (goji berry)
Lineage: Eukaryota; Viridiplantae; Streptophyta; Magnoliopsida; Solanales; Solanaceae
Exons: 3
Coding region: 1-480 (159 amino acids)
Source: RefSeq, a predicted model, not a curated record